Molecule: messenger RNA, 984 nt
Organism: Pseudophryne corroboree (corroboree frog)
Lineage: Eukaryota; Metazoa; Chordata; Amphibia; Anura; Myobatrachidae
Product: olfactory receptor 10G4-like
Exons: 1
Coding region: 1-984 (327 amino acids)
Biological process (GO): G protein-coupled receptor signaling pathway
Cellular component (GO): membrane
Molecular function (GO): olfactory receptor activity; odorant binding; G protein-coupled receptor activity
Source: RefSeq, a predicted model, not a curated record
AUGAACGAUUAUUCGGCCCAUUUACACUGGAACCAAAGUAAUAUUGGAGAAUUUGUUCUGUCCAGUAUAUCUCCUGUCUACGAGAUCCAGCUGCUGCUCUUCAUGUCCUUUACCGCUGUCUACAUCAUUACAUUACUCGGCAAUGCAGUCAUUAUCCUAGUUAUACAGCUGGACACUCGUCUCCAAACCCCUAUGUACAGCUUCCUGACCAACCUGUCAUUCCUGGAUGUCUGUUACUCAUCAGUGACCGUCCCCAAAUUGCUGAAUGCACUUAUAGCCGAUAACUGGAGAAUCACGUACUAUGGCUGCAUUGCGCAGAUGUACUUCUUCCACGUACUGGGCAGCACCGAAAUGUUCCUCCUUUCCGUUAUGGCGUACGACCGAUAUGUGGCCAUAUGCAGCCCCCUACGUUAUCCAAUCUUAAUGAGAAGAUCCAUAAGUCUAUUGUUAGGUGUCGGUGCGUGGACCGGUGGUUUCCUGCAUUCCACGUUCCACACCGCGUUCAUCCUUAGACUAUCCUUCUGUGGUCAGAAUGAGAUGGACAACUUCUUCUGUGACGCUACGCCCCUUAUUAAACUGUCCUGUUCCGAUACCACCAUUGACGCAAUCCUGCUCGCCACCACCCCAGGAAUACUGGGUCCGUCAUGCUUUAUGUUAAUCCUUGUAUCGUAUACUAACAUCGUAAGCAGCAUUCUGAGAAUUAGCUCCAGAGAAGGGAGAUAUAAGACCUUCUCUACCUGUGCGUCACAUCUAAUCACGGUCUCUAUAUUCUACGGUACCGGUAUCAUUGUGUAUAUACAGCCCAUGUCGGUGUAUUCAUCUGAUAACAGGUUUAUUACAGUGUUCUAUGCUGUUAUAACACCUAUGUUAAAUCCUAUUAUAUACACAUUGAGGAACAAGGAGGUAAAGAGGGCGCUACAAAAAGUAUUGUUUCAGCAGAAUGUUUUGCAUAAAAAAAUAAAGACUUCACGAUCUUGUGAUUAA